AUGGCGAACACUAGGGAUGAACUGCUUGCAGAUGUUUAUGAUGACAGUGGAGAGUUCUUGCUGCCUGGAAAAGGCUCUGACGCUGGUCGCGAGAAGAUGCUGAAACAGGAAAACGAUGGGCUGAAGAAGCAACUCUGGUCCGCCAGGGGACUAAUCGAAGUGGUGACAAAGGGCGACCCUAGUGCUGUUGGUAACAAGCGCCUGAGGCUCGGCGGUGGAGGUGAUAGCAGCGAAGCGGCGAGCUCUUCGACGGCGAUCGCGAGGUCGGAGCUGGAAGAGAGCCGGGUGCUCAGGGAGAAGGACAAGCUGCGGUACGAGGUGAUGCUGCGGGAAGCCGAGGGGGAGAAGGGCAAGCUGCUCCGACAGGUAAAAUUUCUAACCCAGGAAGAAGAGGAGGCCCGUGCGGUUUUCGGCAAGAAGGCGGCGGUUUUGAUGGAAGAAAUUUCGUACCUUCGGGAGAACCUCAGCGCCGAGCGCGCCGCGCUGGAGGCGGCUAGAGCAGAGGGGGGGCACAGUGGUGAACAGGAACGGCAGAGGUACAACCGGAAGCUGAAGCGCGAGGAGGAGGCCAGGCGUGUCGCGGAGGAGAAGGCGGAGAGUCUCGAAGAGGCCGCUAAGACGUACGCCGAUGAGGUGGCCCAGUCGAGGAGACGAUGCCGGGAGGUGGAGGCGAAGAAUGCCGACCUCAGUCUUGAGGUAGCCGCGCUCCGGCGAAAGCAGGGCGUGGGGCUUGCCGCCGGGGGCCCCACAGAAGGAUCGGAAACAUCAGCAGGUGCCUCUUCGUCUUGGGACACCCCCGCGGCCCGCGAGCUUCGCGCCAAAGUGACGUCGCUCGAGAGAGAGGCGAGGAAGAGAGAGGCUGUGCUGCAGGGGCUGGAGAGCGACCGCAGGAACGCCAUCGCUCUCGAGGACGAGGUUGCCACGCUCAAGUCAACCCUAAAGCGCGCCGAGGACCGCCUCGCUUCCGCCGUGAAAGCCGAGACUGACAACGCCGCCAUCAAAGACGAGAAGGAGGAGUGGUCCCUCGUAUUCUCCCGGGCUCUCAACGAGGAGCAGAAGGCGGCGAGCCUGAGGCGUAUCAUAGGCCGGGAGCCCGCGGAGGCGGGGGCCGGCGAAGAGGAAGGGAAGGAAGGGGGGGGCGGGGCUAGGCCCACCCCGUUGGUGGCGCUUCGGUUGCUCCGGGAGGCUCAAGAGGAACGGUCGCUCGCGGUCAAGGAGCUGACAGCGCUGAGGCUACGCAACGAGCACAAUCACACGCGUCUGGCAAAGGUCGAGCAGGAGUUGAAGAACGAGAAAGAGCGCGGCGAGUCCGUCCACGCGCGUGCGGAAGAGAUGGAGUUGGAGCUGGACAAGCUGGAGAGGCGUUGCCGCUCGUCGGAGAAGGAGGUCGAGGCCCAAAAGGAGCUCAUCAACUCGUACGAGAGAGACACCUUCCGCAAGCCGGCGGGCGAGACCUGGCUCUCCGACCACGCCGCCCUCGAGUCGGCGCUGGCCGCGGCCAAGGAAGAGGCCGAGAGCCUCAGGAGGGCGGCGGAGGGGCAGGUUUCCGCGCUGGAGGCGGGGCGUCUCAGGGGGCGCGCGGCCAAGGCGGAGGCGGCCCUGGGGGAGGCGAUCGCCGGACGGGACCAAGCGAUUAAAGCUGCCGAGCGGUAUGGUGACGCGCUCGCCAUGGCUGAAAAGGAGGCUGCGAGUGGUACCGGCGGGCAGAAGGGGAAGGUGCUGCACUUUAAGGACAACCCAGCAGCCCGGGCGGCCGAAGCGGCCAAGAGAGAGACCAAAAAGAAGCUUGAAGCUCUCACGGAGGAGAACAAGCGCCUCGUGCAACAGCUGGAGUCGGUGGGGGCGGGAGGGAUGGACGCAUCAUCCUCUGAUGGGGUUUCGAUCCUAGGAGGGGGCUCCUCCGGGAUGAGGGGAGCGGACACCCCGGACGCGAAAAAGUUCAGCGUCCGACUGAAGGAGAUGUACAAGGAGAGGAUCAACUUCUACCGACAGAUGGUGUACCUCCUCACCGGGUAUCGGAUCGACCUGAUGAAGGACCCCACUCGGCAGAUGCUGCGGCUGCGGUCCAUGUACGCUGAGCAGGAGUCCGACUGCCUCGUGUUCCAGCAGAAGCCCCAGAGCGAGGGGGGUGGGCUGGAGCUAGUGGAGACGCCUCUCGCCGUGCAGCACAUGGACAAGAUCAACAUGUACCUUCGCAAGUGCGACUCCAUCCCGGCCUUCCUCAGCAGCCUCACCGCCGAGCUGUUCGAGAAGCAGACCUUUGUGGGGUUUGUGGGGUAG
Molecule: messenger RNA, 2280 nt
Organism: Ectocarpus siliculosus
Lineage: Eukaryota; Phaeophyceae; Ectocarpales; Ectocarpaceae
Source: the annotation of a GenBank genome assembly